This is a messenger RNA of Cydia fagiglandana, 602 nucleotides long. RefSeq lists its product as uncharacterized. The record is from RefSeq and is a predicted model, not a curated record. The transcript has a single exon. NCBI's taxonomy places the organism in Eukaryota, Metazoa, Arthropoda, Insecta, Lepidoptera, Tortricidae. The coding region runs from base 65 to 565 and encodes 166 amino acids.
AUUAGGUAAAAUGUAAUAAAUUAUACGUGUAAAAAGAUUAAAUUAAAAAUUUGAACGUAAUGAUAUGGCCAGAAAAUACAUGGAGCGACGAUUCUCAAAAUCGCAACGAACUACAAUUCCGGCCAGUUUUAAAGUUCCCGAACAGUGCGAGUUUUACAACAAAGCAACGCCAUUUGUGCAGAGGACGUUGUUGUUUGUGGCGGACGAGCACUCAGGCCCUAAGCCCGGCGCUAGCGAGACAACCGAGCUCGACAUACAGAAUGCCACCGAGUCGAACGCGUCCACUUCUAAAGCGGCAGAGGAACAAGAAAAAUCGCCUAAGAAGAGCUCAUUUUUCUUCUCCCCUUCAAAAAGUUGCAAGAUUCACGGGCGCAGUUUUUUCCGGCUUCAGACGAGCCCCAAGAAGUCGAAAGCGGAGGCGCCGAGCGACGCAGUUAGCAACGCGGGGGCCGCGGCCGGGGGGCUUAUCAGCUACGCCCCUGGAUGGUCUCUCAAGGGUGAACAUCUCAUGAAAUGGCAAGCUUCCGGGAAGACCACCGUCGAGGUAAUGAUUAUUGCUUUUUAAUGGAUCAGAUUAAGACUGCAAUGUUAUCUUAUCAAAA